AUGACUAAACCGGUGCUCGAUGAGACUAAAGAGGUACCGUCUCUGCAGUCAAUACAUGCCUAUCAGGCCCGAAUUCUUGCCUGGGCUGAUCCGUUUGCCUCUUUGGCCAACGACAUCCCGCGGCCCCAAUUCAAACUACAGCUUCCUGAGAACUGGACACCCCGACUACCGAAUCUACCACAAAUGCCACAGUUGACCAUGCCCAACUUGACAAUGCCUCAGCUCAACGUCCCCCAACUCAAUGUGCCCCAACUGCAGUUUCCGAACUUGACAGUCCCGCAGCUGCCUGAGCUGGCAUUGCCGCAGGGCUGGCCCCGUCGCUGGCCGCAAUCCUGGGCACCGCAUUGGUUUGAGUUGAUCCAAGACCUGGAAGAAUUCGGUAUUGUGGAUAACGUUGACGACCUACUCGAGGGCUCCGAAGAGGAACAUAAAAGUGACGAUGAGGAGGAAAACGACGAAAUUAGCGAUAAUGCGAGUGUUUUCAGUCUUACAAGCGAAGACUCUGAUCUCGAGCGACUCGGCCAUGUUCCCGAUAUUGCAACUUUAAACGCUACCCUUCGCAAUGCAUCUCAAUUGCUACUCAAAAGCUUCACCGAAGCAAUUGAACGAAGCAGAUCUCCUCGCUCUGUUAUACAAUCUGAUGCAGAACUCGAGCCCGAGCUCCAGGCUGAGCUCUCACCUGAAGACCUCGCGGCUUCGUAUACUCCAGACCGCGACGGUCUAGGAUGCGCACAUUACCGGCGAAACUGUAAAGUGCAAUGCAUUGACUGCCACAAAUUUUAUCCCUGUCGACUUUGCCAUGAUGAGCUGGAGGCACAUAAUUUACCUCGUCGUGAAACAAAGUACAUGCUCUGUAUGCUUUGCGACAAAGUAUCCAGGGCAGGCCAGUUUUGCAAUAAUUGCCACAAGGAAAUGGCAUCAUACUUUUGCGAUAUAUGCAAGCUAUGGAGUGACGAACCUGAAAAGUCGAUUUUCCAUUGCGACGACUGUGGUAUUUGCCGUGUUGGAGCAGGCAUCGGAAUCGACACUAUCCACUGUCAAAAAUGUGGUAUCUGCAUGAACAUUGAACUUGCAGACAACCACCCAUGCAUUGAAAGAAGCGCCAACUCUAAUUGUCCGAUCUGUCUGGAGUAUUUGUUUAAUUCUACAAAAGUGCUCAUGUUUAUGGCCUGCGGCCAUCCGAUCCAUCAGCUGUGCUAUCAGUCGUAUGUUUCAGCCAACUACAAAUGCCCAAUCUGCUUCAAAUCCAUCAUCGACACAUCGGCAAUAUUUAGAGCGAUUGACAAUGAGGUUGCCAGGGAAAUUCUUCCCUCGGAACUCAGAGACCUUCGAGUGGACAUUAUGUGCAACGAUUGUCGGGCGAAAUCUCGAGUGCCCUUCCAUGUUGCUGGACUCAAAUGCCAUACUUGUGGUUCAUAUAAUACAUCCAAAGUGUGA
Wickerhamiella sorbophila is the source of this 1437-nucleotide messenger RNA. Its product is annotated as putative RING finger protein C2F3.16. NCBI's taxonomy places the organism in Eukaryota, Fungi, Ascomycota, Dipodascomycetes, Dipodascales, Trichomonascaceae. Bases 1 to 1437 code for a protein of 478 amino acids. The record is from RefSeq and is a predicted model, not a curated record. Gene Ontology annotation, biological process: ubiquitin-dependent protein catabolic process; protein ubiquitination. Gene Ontology annotation, molecular function: zinc ion binding; ubiquitin protein ligase activity. Gene Ontology annotation, cellular component: nucleus. The transcript has a single exon.